Messenger RNA from Homalodisca vitripennis (glassy-winged sharpshooter), 1825 nucleotides. RefSeq names its product DNA damage-binding protein 2-like. Gene Ontology annotation, cellular component: nucleus; Cul4-RING E3 ubiquitin ligase complex. The transcript is spliced from 9 exons. NCBI's taxonomy places the organism in Eukaryota, Metazoa, Arthropoda, Insecta, Hemiptera, Cicadellidae. Gene Ontology annotation, biological process: DNA repair; response to UV. The record is from RefSeq and is a predicted model, not a curated record. Gene Ontology annotation, molecular function: damaged DNA binding; protein binding. The coding region runs from base 128 to 1432 and encodes 434 amino acids.
GCGGCCUGGCGGGAUCUCAGCAAAGAAAAACAAAAGUUAUUGCAUUUGGGGAUUAGCAAUGAAGUUGGGCAUUUGUAUUUUAUUUUAGUGUGUCGAAAGAUAUACACAAUUUUUAUGGCCUACUAGCAUGGACGAUCAAAAAAAGAAGUUAACCACAUCGGGCAAAGGCAGCAAUGCCAAAGAAAACAAAAAGUCAAGUGCUGGAAAAAGUGAGACAUCUCCAAGAAAGAGACAUUGUCCAACUAGUUCCAGGGAAAAUGUUCCAAGCAAAAAGCAAAGUGUUAAAAACUUCGCAGAAGAACUUGAAUGUGAAAAAUUCUUUGGGAAAAACACAAAACUAUAUCAAAAGAAUUUUGUUCAAGCUUUUUGUCAACAUGAAAGAGGCUACAACAAAUCCUCCGCUAUGCAAAGAGUAGUCGACUGGAAGCAUAAAUGGAAGUUGAGACGAUUCCAUAUCUUCAAGAAAAUGGAGUCACCUGACAAACGAGUCUCUGCAAUUCAAUGGCACCCAAGCAAGCCCAGCUGGUUGGGUAUCGGGGGGAGGACGGGAACGUUUUGGAUGUACAAUCAGUCCAUAGACUUAACGUACGAAGUAUAUUCAAGCAGUGAUCUUCUCAGUGAUGGCAUCCAAGGUAUCGGAUUUAACACGAGUCAAAAUGAAUAUGUUUAUACUGUCAGUAACAUAUCAUUGAAAUGCUGCAACUACAGAAGCUGGAAAAAAUCAAACCUUAUUUCCAUUGAUGAGGAGUACAACAGUUGCUGGCUGACGUGCAUGGACGUCCACAGGGAUGGCAAGAGUAUCUAUGUUGGCGAUGACAAAGGGGGGUUGGUGGUUCACCACCUGGACAGUGGUCAGAACAGCUGGAGGGAGGGCAAGGGCAAGAAACUGCAUACCUCCAAAAUCAGACACCUAGAAUUCAAUCCCCAGGACGCAAAUCUUAUGGUUACUGCUUCAUUAGAUAAGACCGUGAAGCUAUGGGACAUUCGUAUGUUGGACGACUGUGUACAGAGCUUGCAACAUGGGUUUGGUGUUGCAGCAGCAAAGUUUAGCCGAACUAAUGGCUGCUACCUGCUGAGCACUGACAUGAGUAACGAGUUACGAGUUUAUAAGGCUCCUCUUUGGCGGCUGGAGCACAAGAUUGAGCAUGAACACCGCUUCAUCCCGUCUCUCACCCACUUUAAGGCCAGCUGGCACCCACUUGCAGACCUGUUUCUGGUGGGGUCAUUUCCUGACAUACCUAUUGAGGACAAGCUGUUAUCUAAGGAACUGCGUGGUGUAGACGUGUACUCUGCGAAGACAGGACGUCUCUGUCAUCAGCUGACAGAAUCACGUCUACUGAUCAGUCUUUGCGAGUUUAACUGUGCAGGCCAAGUCUUGGCAACAAGUGCUUCAAGACUAGGAUACGUGAGUUUGUGGCACCAAAGAACAUAAAUUGGAACAUUAAUGUGUAAGUCCAAGGCACAUCAGAUUACUAAAAUAUAAAAUGUGUUAGGUCAUAUUACCAACCAACUGACCUUUAAAGAUCAUGAAAAUUACUUAAAAAGAUCCUAACUUAAUAGGCCCGAAGUCUGAACCUGGCUAAUUUGAAGUUUGCUCUGUUUAAAUAUCGUCAGCCAGGAGAUGAGUCAAAAUAUAAUCAGAACUAAAUAAAAGUAAUGUAUUUUGCACCUUAUACUUUUUAUGUAAGGUUUUCUAUUUUUGUUUAGCUAUUGAUUAUUUACAUGAAUUUUACGUGGAUAAUUUUUAUGAUCUAUAUAAUUACUAUAGACCAUCAUAUUACUACCACAUUUUAGAUAUAUUAAUAAAUAUCAGAUUUUAACUUGA